GCAGGGUGCUCUCGUUACCAUGGAUUCAGAAGACGGCAUCAGAGUUAUCGUUGUGGGCGGUGGUUUGAGUGGGCUUUCCGCCGCUCACACGGUGUUGGAGCGCGGUGGCCGCGUCAUACUGCUCGACAAGAACAAUUUUCUCGGUGGCAACUCCACGCGAGCCACGAGUGGUAUUAACGGAGCGGGGACGACGUCUCAGAGGUCGUCGAAGAUAGAGGACAGCCCCGAGCUCUUCUACGAGGACACGGCGCGGUCGGCGAGGGACCUGAUUCAUCCGGAUUUGGUUCGAGUGCUCACGUACAACUCCGCGUCGGCGGUCGAGUGGCUGAAGUCGAAGUUCGAGUUGGACUUGUCGUUGAUAUCGAGGCUGGGGGGGCACUCCGCGCCGAGGACGCACAGGGGGAAGGAGCGCUUCCCUGGGAUGACGAUUACUUACGCGUUGAUGGAGAAGUUGGAGGAGGUGUGCGCGCGCCGGCCCAGUCACGCCAAGGUGCUGACGAAGGCGUGUGUUAACCGUUUGGUUAUGGACUCGGAGGGCAGAGUGAUGGGAGCGGAGUAUUCGACGCCCGAGAGUUCGAAGAACGUGGCGUACGGUCCCGUGAUUUUGGCGACUGGGGGUUAUGCGGCUGACUUUACCGCGACGUCCUUGCUGAAGAAGUACCGUCCGGACAUUUAUCACUUGCCCACGACGAAUGGGGCGUACAGCACGGGAGACGGACACAAGAUGGCGAUGGCGAUAGGUGGGAACGCGAUAGACUUGGAGAAGGUGCAGGUUCACCCGACUGGGCUGGUGAAUCCAAAGGAGAAGGACGCCAAGGUGCUGUUUUUGGCGGCGGAGGCGCUUCGGGGAGUGGGAGGGUUGCUGCUGACGAGUGAUGGACGGAGGUUCUGCGACGAGCUUGGACACAGGGACUACGUGACGGGGAAGAUGUGGGAGCACAACAAGCACCCGUAUCGUCUGAUACUGAACAGCGCGGCGGCUCGUGACAUUGAGUGGCACUGCAAGCACUACAUGGGUCGCGGGUUGAUGAAGCAUCUCGAUUCUGGCGAGGAGGUGGCGAAGGAGAUGGGCAUUUCGCCUUCGGUGUUGGAGGAGACCUUCAAGGAUUACAAUGAGGUGGUUAGGACGAAGAGGUGUCCGUUUGGAAAGAAGUACUUUUCGAGCGCGCCGUGGAGCAUGAGGGACGACUUUUACCUGGCGAUCGUCACGCCCGUGUUGCACUACACGAUGGGUGGGAUAGAGAUAAACGGAGAUGGGGAGGUGCAAGGAGUGAGCGGGUCCAUUCCUGGGUUGUACGCGGCGGGUGAAUUGGCUGGCGGCGUUCACGGUGCGAAUCGCCUUGGCGGGUCGUCUUUGCUGGGCUGCGUGGUUUUCGGGCGGGUGGCGGGUGAUUCGGCUUCGAGUUACCUGCUGGGACAGCUCUACAGUCAGAAGCCGCGCGCGGAGGGGGCGGGAGCCUCUUCGGGCACGAUCAACGUGCAGGUGGAGCCUUCCGCGAACAGGGUGACUUUGAGUUGGGGCGGCGGGACGCGCGGCGCGCCCCGUUCGCCCGAGGGCGCGGCAGGCGCGGCGGGCGCGGCGGGCGCGGCGAGCGGCGAGCAACCGCCGAGUUUGGAGGAGCAGAGCAAAUCGGAGACGUCGAAGGUGUCGCCGGAAUACAAGGAGUACACGUUGGAAGAGGUGGCGAAGCACGCCAGCGAGAAGGAUUGUUGGGUGGUGGUGCAGGGACAGGUGCUGGACGUGACCGAAUUCAUGCACGAGCAUCCAGGCGGCUCGAAGGUGAUCAUGUUGUACGCGGGGAAGGACGCUACGGAGGAGUUUUUGAUGUUACACAAGCCGGACGUGGUGGCGAAGUACGCGCCGAAGACAAUUAUCGGCAAGGUGAAGGACCAGUCUGCGCCCAAAGCGAAGCUUUGAGCUGGGUUGUUUUUUUUUUUUGUGUUUUGCGGCGCAGCAUUUGCCCGUUUGAGGUGGACACGCCAUAGAGUUUAAUAAAUCCGUUUUAGAUGGA
Schistocerca gregaria is the source of this 2012-nucleotide messenger RNA. RefSeq lists its product as uncharacterized. Gene Ontology annotation, molecular function: FMN binding; heme binding; oxidoreductase activity. The coding region runs from base 20 to 1918 and encodes 632 amino acids. The record is from RefSeq and is a predicted model, not a curated record. The transcript has 2 exons. NCBI's taxonomy places the organism in Eukaryota, Metazoa, Arthropoda, Insecta, Orthoptera, Acrididae.